This is a messenger RNA of Mercenaria mercenaria, 1355 nucleotides long. RefSeq names its product clumping factor A-like. Bases 620 to 1300 code for a protein of 226 amino acids. The transcript has a single exon. The record is from RefSeq and is a predicted model, not a curated record. Lineage: Eukaryota; Metazoa; Mollusca; Bivalvia; Venerida; Veneridae.
UACAUGUAAUGCUUUAAAACCACAACAAUGCAUCUGCCACUGACUGGCAUCUCUGGCAUAUUGCAGAAAAUUCAAACAUUGUAGAAUGCCAAUGAAUUCUGGGAAAUAUGCAAAUGAUCUGACACAUCUGGAGGCAUGUGUUGACAGGAUGAUGUAUAAUCUUGCCAAAUUAUGUCAUUUUUAAUACAGCUGGUAAUUUUAGAAUUUUAGAAUUCUCUAAACUAUCUUUUAAUAUGUUUUCCAAGUUGUUUAUUGAAAUAAGAAAUCACUAGUAAACACUUUUCUAAUCUUGGGCAUUUAUUCUCACAUGUUAAGAACUGUUUAUUUAAACUAUACUUUGUGCUUUUGUAUUUUUCUCAAUUUUUUGACACUGUUUUUAAAAAUAGGACUCUGAUUUCCACUCUAUAAGUUUAAAUAGGAAUAAGAUAUUGUAAUGGAACUAGGUAUGUCGGUAGCUUAAUAGGAAAGGAAGUGUGAGGAAUUGAUUUUGUUGCCACUCAGGUCAGGUGACUGGUAGGUCAAGGCCAUGUUACUACAAAAUUUAAUGUUAAAAUUAACCUGGUUAUAGUUGAAUGUCCACUUCUUUUGUUAAAAAAACUUGUUGCAUUGUUACAGAUUCAUGUCAGUUUCUGAUAGCAGUGACAAAAACUAUGAUGAUAGCAGUGACAAAAACUAUGGUGAUAGCAGUGACAAAAACUAUGAUGAUAGCAGUGACAAAAACUAUGAUACUAGCAGUGACAAAAACUAUGAUGAUACUAGCAGUGACAAAAACUAUGAUGAUACUAGCAGCGACAAAAACUAUGAUGAUAGCAGUGACAAAAACUAUGAUACUAACAGUGACAAAAACUAUGAUGAUACUAGCAGUGACAAAAACUAUGACAAAAACUAUGAUACUAGCAGUGACAAAAACUACGAUGAUUCUAGCAGCGACAAAAACUAUGAUAAUACUAGCAGCGACAAAAACUAUGACGAUAGCAGUGACAAAAACUAUGAUGAUACUAGCAGUGACACAAACUAUGAUGAUGAUAGCAGCGACAAAAACUAUGAUGAUAGCAGCGACAAAAACUAUGAUGAUACUAGCAGUGACAAAAACUAUGAUGAUAGCAGUGUCAAAAACUAUGAUGAUACUAGCAGUGACAAAAACUAUGAUGAUAGCAGUGACAAAAACUAUGAUGAUACUAGCAGCAACAAAAACUAUGAUGAUAGCAGUAACAAAAACUAUGAUAAUAGCAGUGACAAAAACUAUGAUGAUAGCAGUGACAAAAACUAUGAUGAUAGCAGUAACAAAAACUAUGAUUAAUAGCAGUGACAAAAACUAUGAUGAUAGCAGUGACAAAAACUAUGAUGAUAGCAGU